This is a messenger RNA of Hippocampus zosterae (dwarf seahorse), 888 nucleotides long. RefSeq names its product gamma-aminobutyric acid receptor-associated protein. The transcript has 4 exons. Bases 144 to 512 code for a protein of 122 amino acids. Gene Ontology annotation, biological process: autophagosome assembly; macroautophagy; autophagy of mitochondrion. Lineage: Eukaryota; Metazoa; Chordata; Actinopteri; Syngnathiformes; Syngnathidae. The record is from RefSeq and is a predicted model, not a curated record. Gene Ontology annotation, cellular component: autophagosome membrane; cytosol; autophagosome. Gene Ontology annotation, molecular function: GABA receptor binding; ubiquitin protein ligase binding.
GUUAUUGUAUAUCCCUCCGCGUGCCAUAACUAGCCACAGUAGCAUCGUUUGUUGUUCUCGUGGUCGGUUUGUCAGCAAUUUUCUUUCCCCACGAACCCGGAACGAGCGAACGACUGACUCUCCGUCUGUCAUCUCUCGUAACGAUGAAGUUCCAGUAUAAAGAAGAGCAUCCCUUUGAGAAAAGGCGUUCCGAAGGCGAGAAGAUUCGGAAGAAGUACCCUGACAGGGUUCCCGUAAUUGUGGAGAAAGCGCCCAAAGCAAGAAUAGGUGAUCUGGACAAGAAGAAGUAUCUCGUCCCCUCCGACCUGACAGUGGGCCAGUUCUAUUUCCUCAUCCGAAAACGAAUCCACUUGAGAGCUGAGGACGCACUCUUCUUCUUUGUAAACAACGUCAUUCCACCCACCUCGGCCACCAUGGGACUAUUGUACCAGGAGCACCACGAAGAGGAUUUUUUCCUCUACAUUGCCUACAGUGAUGAGAGCGUGUAUGGGAGCAGCCAAAGGGAAAUGUGAUCCCCACUCUGUCGCUUCUCCACCGCCUUCCCAUGACGCGUACAUCCAUCCUUUGGAAAUAUUUAAUCUAGCUCAGCAGCUUGGAGUUCACAGAGCAAAAGGCGUCAGAUGCACUUUCACCGUCCUUGUUCCCUUCAACUUCUCCCUUAGUCAGUCUCACGUUGUAUCUAUCGGCCUCCAUUUCUUAUCCCCCCACUGCUACGGAACUACUAUGUUGAGUAUGAUUCAUUGUGGUUAUUGUUAAUUUUAGAUGGCUUUAAUUACCGUAUCGUGAAGCUGAGUGCAAUUAUUUUUUUUAAGAACUCUAUAGAGCUGUAUCACUGACGCUUUCUCUCCACUCGUGAACAUAAAAUUAUAAAAUGUGCUCAAAAAGUUA